GAGUGCGCGGUCGGGAUGCGGUGCGGGAAGAUGGCGGCGGCGGCGCCCUCCGCGCCUGCAGCCGGGGCUGCGGGCGGCUGGGGCGGCGUGCGGCGGCGUUGCCAGCGGCUGCUCUACUGGGUGCCCGUGCUCUUCAUCUCCAGCAUCCUCUGCUGGUCCUACUACGCCUAUGUCACCCAGCUUUGCCUGCUAACAAUGACAAAUAUUGGAGAAAAAGUUGUGUGCCUGGUCGCUUACCACAUAUUUUUCAUGCUGUUCGUCUGGUCAUAUUGGAAAACAAUCUUUACUCUACCAAUGAAUCCUUCAAAAGAAUUUCAUCUGUCAUACUCGGACAAAGAAUCCCUAGAAAGGGAGCCAAGAGGUGAAUCCCAGCAAGAAGUCUUACGACGAGCAGCCAAGGAUCUUCCUAUCUACACACGGACAAUGUCUGGAGCAAUCAGGUACUGUGACAGAUGCCACCUCGUAAAACCAGAUCGUUGCCAUCACUGUUCUGUGUGUGACAAAUGCAUUCUGAAAAUGGAUCAUCAUUGUCCUUGGGUGAACAACUGUGUCGGAUUCUCCAAUUACAAAUUUUUUCUUCUCUUCUUGGCUUACUCUCUGCUGUAUUGCCUUUUCAUUGCUGCAACAGAUUUACAGUAUUUUAUCAAGUUUUGGACAAAUGGCCUUCCUGAUACUCAAGCCAAGUUCCACAUCAUGUUUUUAUUCUUUGCUGCUGCUAUGUUUUCUGUCAGUUUAUCUUCUCUCUUUGGGUACCACUGUUGGCUUGUCAGCAAAAAUAAAUCGACUUUAGAGGUAUUCAGAGCACCCAUAUUUCAUCACAGAACAGACAAGAAUGGUUUCAGCUUGGGCUUCAGCAAAAACCUAAGACAGGUGUUUGGUGACGAGAAGAAGUACUGGCUGUUGCCUGUAUUUUCAAGCCUAGGGGAUGGUUGCUCCUUCCCAACUUGCCUUGUGAAUCAAGAUCCUGAGCAAGCCUCCACACCUGGUGGUCUUAAUUCAACAUGCAAAAAUGAGAACCAUCUGUUCCCUGCAAAGCCACUACGAGACUCUCAGAGCCACCUCCUUACUGAUACACAUUCCUGGUCGGACAUUGGUGCAAAGGCUGAAAAGGGCAAAGUUGGUAUGAGCAAUCCUGCGUUAACCAUGGAGAAUGAAACCUAGCUUCCCUAAAAAGACACAUCUGAAUAUUUUAGGAAAGUUCAAGAAAAAGCUGUUGGUGGAAGGAAGAUGGAUUCUUCCAAAAUCAGCCCUAUUGGCCAGCUGCUCCUGUCUGCUCCUAUGUGGAUGUGCUCAGAAAACAAACUGACAGAUGAUUAGCUGUCUCCAUGUCAUUGCUUGAAACAUGAAACAAAACAUGCUAUUUUGAAUCACGUAAAGAAUGUUUCAACUUAAAAUUACUAUUUUUGAAUGGUGAAAGGUGAUUCUGAGUACUGGGGGAGGGAAGGGGAAUAGUGAGUUUACUAUUGGAAAAAAAUUCUGUGGCUGAUUUUACUUCAAUAUUCAGCACACACAAAAAAAAGACCUCCUUACAUGCCAGCCUAGGUUCUUGCCCUGAUUUUGAAAGUUCAGCUGUUAAUUCAAAUCACUGUAAGUAUUUGACUUAAAUCAAACGUUUGCACUGCUGGCUUGAUCUUGAUAAAGUGGGAGAAUAAUCAGUGUUGAUUAUGGACAAUUUAGUUGCUUGGUGGACUGCAUCUUCUUUUGAGUGCUUAUGCAAUUUUCUGAAGAUAAAGCAACCCAAGUGAAGUGUCAGACUGUUCCUGGUACUGUUUUGGACAACAUUACAGCAUAGGCUCCCUUUUAAAUAACUUGAAAGUGGAUGUGGGGAAAUCUCCUUUGAUAAUUAAAUGCUUGUGAGUCUCUGAUAAGUGAGUGAUUAAAAAGCCCACAUUCAGAAGGACAGUAUGUAAGUGAAGCUGGUACACUGGGGAUUUUUAUGAAAGCUGCACAGGACAAUCGUAUGAAAUUGGGAUUUUAUUCUCCCAAUUAGAGCCUUCAUUCCUUUAAGAAAAGGAAGGCUGGCACCUCACUCGAACCAAAAGGCAUUUGGUUUUGUUAUUGAUGUUGGUUUUGUCUGUGUUUUUUGUUUUUUAACAAAUCUGUGUUCUUGAUGGACAUUGUCUUUCAAAAUUUCACUUCUGCUUAAUUGAGAGUUGUUUCAGAUAUUUUUUUACUUGUUCUUUAAGACACUGCAUUCCUGACUGCAUAAAUUAAUUAAUAUCACCUAUAAUCAAGGAGACGUUGUAACGUGAUAUUUGCAGUUAUGGGACAAUGAACAUUUGACUGUAAUACCAAAACACCAGACUGCUGCAUGUAGGAAGCCCCCCUCCAUUAAACUGGAGAUAGACAGCAGCUUUCUUAACAUCUGAGUUAACCAGUCAGAUAAUGAAAGAUAAGAUGUAUUACCAACUGCAAAGCCAAGGAAAUUUCUGCAACACAGAUCUAAUUGUCUUGUGCCUUUUGUAUACACCACAUUUACCGUAUCAGCGUUUACAUUUAAAUGCAAAAUAUUUGUUCUUCUGAAAAUAAUAAGAAGGAAAUUAGUUAUGCUUUUCAGGUGGAAUCACAGUGUAAAGAUUCCAAUUUGUUGAAGAAGAGCAAGCCCAUUUAGAAUACUGGUAGCAAGAUUAAGUGAUGGAUCUCUGAAAGGAAAAAUCUUAUUAUUAACCCUUCUAAGGCAGGUAACUUCCUUUUUUUUCUUCUGGGAUUACAACUUAAGUGGUAAGUCCUGGAGCACAAACUGGCUUUUUUUUCUUGUGAGGAAAAGGUAUUGCACUUGUUUGUUGUUGUUUUUUUGGUUUUUUUUUUUUACUCUCAAAAUAUUAGCAACCUGAAACCACCUGAUUCUUGCCAGAAGUGCCAGAGUGUGGAUCCACUGCUGUAGAACACUUUUUAAGAACUAGCAUGAAGGUAGCACAUGGUUUACAUGAUGCCUGCAGACAUCCUCUAACCAAAACUUUUCCACAGCUAUUUGUUCAGUGUUGUCUUAUCUGCUUAGUUUUUAUUAGUGUUUGUUUAGGGAUAAAGGGGAGAGGAAAAAAUAUAUAUUUUUGACACUUCAAGUUCUCUGGCUGUAUAGUCUUGUUUUUUAUGCAGUCAGGGUGAUUUGUUGUGGAGCAUGCAUUUGAAAAGAGUAUAAAGUUGAAAUUCAGCUUUAAUGUAAUCUGCUCCAUAUUUUUACAUACAGACAAAUACAGCUUUCUUCCCAGCAAAACUCAUAAUGGGAAUUGCUGGAACGCAGGUGGCAGACCUGCCCUGUGGCAGGACAGCAAUCACCCUCCCUCAAUGUGCUCAGGGCUCUGUGGGGUCUCAGUAAGGCUAGAAACGGAUGUAUAGAAAUGACAGGGAUCAGGAACUGUCAGUGUCUCAGCAGAAACAUUUAGAAAGCACAAUAACCCUAAAUCUUCAGUUUUGAUGUAGCCUUCGGCUGUCUCUCUUGGAGAAAAGUAAGGGAGAGCACAUGAGGCCAGGGAACAAACUGAUCAAGGGAGGGGAUAGGAAGAUGAGACAUGAGCAUCAUUCAGUUGUGGUCAGCAGAUCUGAACUGGAGGGCCAUGGCUAUACCAGAUCACAGGCUGGUAUGAAUUAGGCCCCAUGAACACUGAUGGCAGCUGGGAUGAGAGCAAAGCUCAUCAUGCUCCAAGGUGUAGUUUCUAAUUCAACUCUAUUUUUGGCUUUAAAUGCCCCAACAACCUAUACAUUACAUAGAGAAGUGACACAGUGUCAUUGAGCACUGAUGCUAUUCCCAUGCAUGUGGGAGAAUUUGUGAACAGGUAACAGGAGCAAGAACACAAAGUCAUUUGUCCACUUACUCUGAUUCUCCUGUUCUUUACCCUGUUAUUGCUAGGCACUUUACUAUAGUCUUCUAAGUGAUAUCCGUAUUUUUUUUAAAGACUGCUUUAUACCUACUGUACAGUUAAUUGACUUUUGCUAAAAAAAAAAAAAAACCCUGAUAUUUGUCUAGAAAUAACAACUCUGCAUUUCAGGCUUCUUUGGAAGUUAGAUGAGUUUGACGGACUCAUCAAAUGAGUCUGAGUCCCUCAAGGCAACAGUUUAUUUUGUAUACAUGUAAGCAGUCAUAUGAAUCCCUAGCCACCCCCACAUGCUUAACAGGCUUCCUUAAUUUGCAUGUUAGAACAAAUCCACUACAUCUCUACACAGAAGUGGCACACAGUUAUAAUUUAUCAGGUAUGUAUAGCGGAUGCAAUGCUCAGAGUCUUCCCAGAGAACUAUUUUAUUAAGACUGAGCAUAUACAUGUUGGUUGGUUCCUUCAGUUGAGCAAUUAGAUACACAAAGCUGCUGCUGUGCACUAAACUGCAGACUGAGAGGUCAGCAGUUUAAACUAAUGAAGCCCUGGUAAUUAUUUCCAACUAUGUGUACUUAAAAUCAUGGUCUUUAAGCAAGGCUUUAGCAUGGGUGGAAGAAGCAAGAUUGUUCUAGUGCAUGGUAUGCCACAACUGUUCUUAGUCUCACAGCUGGACUUUUUUUCACCUUGAUUCAGUUGACUGAUGUGUUGGAUGUAGAGGGAAAUAAAUUUCCACAUAUCUUUAGUGUAGAACUUCGCCACUUGUUAGUGUAUUGCUCAUAUAAAUAAAUGCUUCAUGUUCAGCAAAUAACAUAUGUAGUGGUCAUUCAUAUCCUACUUUCACAAGUUAUCACGAGUACUACAGCUUCAUUAAUGUAGUUACUGUAACUGCCCUCUUCACUCCACAGGAGCAUUUAUGUGAAGCAGAGGCUGCAAUGAGCCUGGUCCUGGUCAGCCACUGCCUGCAGCAUGCACUCAGUUUUUCCCCUCUUUUACAGACUCUGGGUUUUUGGCUGAAAUCCUUGCAUAUGAGUAACUGAACCCUGUACAAAACUUCUCAUGCAAAAUGAGAUUAAAGAACAUACUGUAAUGCUGUAUGGCUGAUGGGGUGUCACUGUUUGCAGCUAUCACUUUUUCAGUAGUUACGGGGUAAGAGGACAGGAAAAGCAGCAGCCUUCUGGGGUAAAACUUAGAGCAAACAGCGUAUGAUUUAACUCAAAGGAAAAACUUGUUUGUUCUUUGCUGUUUAAUUUUCCCCUUUUCUGGUCACUCAUUCUAGAUAAUCCUUUGGUUUCUCAGUUUUCCUAAUGGCACCUAUUCCUGGCAUAGAAUAACUCAGGCAUCCUGCCUCUGUAGUAUUUGGGGCAACGAUUACAGGCAUUUGCCUACAUCCUCAGGCUGAAAUCUUCUGAAGCAGAUGGGCCCAAUACUUUGCAGCAGCAGUUUGGAGAGCAUACAGGGUAAGACACAACCCCCUUCCCACCCUCCUCCA
Messenger RNA from Tympanuchus pallidicinctus (lesser prairie-chicken), 5298 nucleotides. It is a transcript of the gene ZDHHC2, whose product is annotated as zinc finger DHHC-type palmitoyltransferase 2. Lineage: Eukaryota; Metazoa; Chordata; Aves; Galliformes; Phasianidae. Gene Ontology annotation, biological process: peptidyl-L-cysteine S-palmitoylation; protein targeting to membrane. Bases 16 to 1161 code for a protein of 381 amino acids. The record is from RefSeq and is a predicted model, not a curated record. Gene Ontology annotation, molecular function: protein-cysteine S-palmitoyltransferase activity. The transcript is spliced from 13 exons. Gene Ontology annotation, cellular component: Golgi apparatus; endoplasmic reticulum.